AUGUCUUCCACCAAGGCUCUCAUUGUUGCGGCUCUUAUCGCCUACGUCGAGGCUCGUUUCGGUCAGGAGCAGAUCCCCGUGGCUGCCGUCCAGGCUCUCGGCAGCUUUGGCAGCCCUGGCCAGGCCGCCACCCUCUCCGGCUCCGUCCCAGGUGUCCUUUUGGCCGCUGCCAAGGCAUGCGACAAGGUUAAGCUUGCCGACAAGAUAGUCGAGGAGCUCGGCAACGACCCGGCCGUCAUCUCGGCGGCCAAAGGUCUCUUGGUCGCCGAGAUGAACUUCAACCCCUUCGCCGUCAAGACCAACAAGAUCUGCGACGACGCCUCCCUGCCCGCCACUGCCGAGCUCCGUGGUGUCAUCCCCAAGGUCGACCCGGCCAGCGACCCCUCUGGUAUCCAGAACUCCAACGCCGAGAAGUCGGUCAAUACCCCCUUCAACGCCGACGGCCUCAGCAUUGCUGCCAUCAGCCAGGCCCAGGGCUUCUCCAACUUCAUCCUCGGUGACAGCGGGACUCUGGCUUCGGGUGGUGGUGCUGCGAACAACAGCAGCUCUGCCAGCGGUGGUGCUGCCAACAACAGCGGCGGUGCCAAGAAGGACAACCAGCAGAAGAGCAAGCAGCAGAACAGCUGCAACAGCGAGCAAAAGGACCAGCAGAACAAACAGCAGAACGACGGCCAGACCAACAACAACCUGGGUAAAAGCAACCAGGGUAACAACCAGGGCAACAACAAUGGCGGCGCUGCCAGCGGAGGAGCUGCUACCAACGGUACCGCCAGCGGUGCCGCCGACUUUGGCAAGUGCACGCCGACCAUCGACCUCAAGGGCGGACGUGGCAACCGCGCCGCGACUGAGUUGACCUUCCUGCCCACCGACGCCCUCGUCGCCCAGGGCCAGCAGGAGGCUCUCAACCCGAACAUCAUCACCAACCGUGUCUGCGACCAGCUGACCAACGUCUGCGGUGCCAACGCUGCUGCCAAGGCUCUCUGCCUCGAGGCCAAGGCUAAGGUCCAGGCUGCCGGCACCAAGGACCAGUCUACCGUUGAUCUCUUCAACAGCGCCCUCGGCUUUUAA
Messenger RNA from Pyricularia pennisetigena, 1068 nucleotides. RefSeq lists its product as uncharacterized. NCBI's taxonomy places the organism in Eukaryota, Fungi, Ascomycota, Sordariomycetes, Magnaporthales, Pyriculariaceae. The transcript has a single exon. The record is from RefSeq and is a predicted model, not a curated record. Bases 1 to 1068 code for a protein of 355 amino acids.